Molecule: messenger RNA, 1868 nt
Organism: Microbotryum saponariae
Lineage: Eukaryota; Fungi; Basidiomycota; Microbotryomycetes; Microbotryales; Microbotryaceae
Source: the annotation of a GenBank genome assembly
AUGGCCUCCCAACGAUCCCCCGCCAAGGCUCAAGCCAAAAUCAAAACCAAACCCCCACACCCACACCCGUCAUCCCCGAUCGCCUCUACCUCCACCUCCACCUCCACCUCCACCUCGACCUCAAGCCCCUCCUCCCUCCAAAAGUCCAACAUCCCCAUCGCCUCCCCCUCCCGAACGAACGCCAGCGAUGCUCUGUCCCUCCCUCAGUUCCUCAAGCUGCUCUGUUCAUCCCCUCGCAACCCUCUGACCAUGUCCGAAGCCAUCUCGGUCGCCAAGAUACUCGUCCCCGCCAAACUCAACUCCCCUUCCCGCCUGUUGACUCUUACAAAAACCGAGAUGGCACGCUUAGGGAUCGAGGAUGAAGAUCUGAGGAAGAAACUGAGCGAGUUGACCCAUGUGGGCAAGGAGAAGCGGUCCAAGCCGGUCCGGAGAAAGAGAGGCAGCGAUCUCGAUCGACCUUUACCGACCAAGGACGUGCCCAGUGAUGUCGUCGAUACCGAUCUCGACUUUGCAGAGAUACUAUACGAGGAGGUGGGUGACUGGUGGAGUUCGUGUGGACGAUGGCUUGAAGUUCCCAGCUCACACUGCUUUUCGGAACACCGAGCCGCCGACAGGCGCUGCUCAAGAAAUCGUGCAUCACCAACCGAGCACCCGUAAUGACCGCCUGGGCAACCGUGGUAGCCGAAAGGCUCGGAUUCAGACGCCAGGAAGCUUUGUCCAUAGGUGAGUCGUCAGCUCGAGGCGCUUCUCUCGGCGCUCGGUCAUAAUCGAUUCGCUGAAUAUUUUGCUUUCUCACCUCCCUCAUCGCUCAGCUCAAGUCUACACAGACUUGAACGCGACCUCGAAAGGUGUAUCACUGGGCAUUAUGAAAGAUUCAGCACUCGAUCUGCACAUCGGGUCAUCCCAACCCUUUGUCGACAUUAUGGGUCGAAAGGUGGGUCUCGCGCCUUGGGUUUAUGUCGAUCUCAAUGUUCAGCACUGACGCAGACAACUUGCAUGAAUGUGCACUCCCCACUCUCAACAGGUCCCCGUGUUAUCGACGGCAACGGGCGAAUGGAGAGCCAUCACUAAAGGUGUCGUGGCCGAUCCUCAGAAAGCUUAUGCAUACGUCCAGCGCGCGUUUCGGCAGCAGAUGGGAGCGAUCGUCGGUACGUCCACUUUGGGAAAAUGUAGAGCUUCGAGGAGAGCCAUAUCGUAAUUUCGAUGACUUGGUCUUCGCAUACAGGUGCUAUGCGACUCUUGGCCCGAUCCUACGACCCCAUUGAGCUCAAUAGCAAGGUAAGAAGGCCGAAGCGCACCUUCCGCCGGCGUCACUGAUUAGAACGUCGAGUUCAUCUCACAUAGGGAUAUGGUCUCUACAUCGAGUUCCGACCCGAGGUGAAGGAAUGGGGCGAAAGGGCCGAAUUGUUCUGUGCGACUCUACUCGAUCUGCGAUCCCAAGUGGUGGAGCAGGGACGCGCAGUCGACUCCCUGACGCCGAAAGUCGAGGAUGUAUUGCUGAGGCAAAUCAAAUUCGAAGCUGCGGAUGGAACGACGUCGAAUUUGGAUGAUACGAUGGAGCCAGAGGAGGAGGUGAAGCCGGAUGUCACAGCGGGGGCGGCCGAGGAAGGGGACGAGUAUGAUAAGUUAUUGGACGAGGAGGAUGACGUAGACUAUAGCGCCUUGGGUUUGUAGAGAGUGGUAUGGAUCCGAGAAUAUUGAUAUACGAUUUGAUCAUGUUGUUGUUGCUUACCAGAGCGCACGUCGGAAUGAUUUGAUGCGAGCCUUUUAGGUAAUGCAGGCGCGCAGCCAUUGACUUCGAAUUGGCCACCUACCUCCGCUUCUUUGCCCUCCUGUCCAUGGCCAUCACGUUUGCUCUGUGGCAGUAA